Messenger RNA from Pocillopora verrucosa, 2439 nucleotides. RefSeq names its product arylsulfatase B-like. The record is from RefSeq and is a predicted model, not a curated record. Lineage: Eukaryota; Metazoa; Cnidaria; Anthozoa; Scleractinia; Pocilloporidae.
UGUUGAUCUUCGAGUAGUUAAAUGUAUCGGAUGUAACUUAUUUGCAAUCAUUUUUACAGGAUGAAGAGCGUUUUUCUAAGGUUGUUGCGCUUUGUUUUAGUUCUUCUAGGCUCGCAUCACGUGUAUGGAAAGAAAGAAAGGAAGAGAUCAAACUGGGUAGCGCCCAGACCCCACAUCAUCAUGAUCGUCGCUGAUGAUCUGGGCUGGGAUGACGUCAGUUUUCACGGAUCGCCCCAGAUCCCUACUCCACACAUCGACAAACUGGCCAACGGUGGAGUGAUCCUUAACAGUUAUUAUGUAUCACCGAUUUGUACUCCUACCCGGGCCUCUCUCAUGACUGGAAAACACCCGGUCAAUUUAGGAAUUCAGCAUGCUACCAUAUUUGGCACGCAACCGUACGGUCUUCCGUUAGGUGUGGCUACCACCCCUCAGUACCUUAAAGCACUUGGGUACAGGACACAUGGCGUGGGCAAGUGGCAUUUGGGAUUCUUCGAAAAGGAAUACACUCCACCCUACCGCGGCUUUGAGACCUACUAUGGAUUUUGGAAUGGAAAAGAAGACUACUGGGACCACUCCUCACAGGAAGACGUAUGGGGGACAGAUCUCAGAGAUAACAUGAAGCCUGUGAAGAACGAAACCGGCCAUUAUGGAACAGAAUUGUUUGCAGAAGUGGCUGAACGAAUCAUUGAUACUCACAACAAGUCUGAACCACUAUAUCUGUAUCUUGCUCAACAAGGAGUUCACUCAGCCAAUGGUAACGAGCCCCUGCAAGCACCAGAAAGACUUGUUAAUAAAUUUCAGGAUAUUAUAAUGGACGACAGAAGGACGUAUGCUGGGAUGGUAGCUUCAUUGGACGAGUCCGUUGGAAACAUAACGAAAGCUCUUAAAAGGAAUGGAAUGUUUGAUAACUCUGUGAUCGUUUUCACAACCGACAAUGGAGGCGCUCCGAGAGGAUUCAACUGGAAUCAAGGCUGUAACUACCCUCUAAAAGGAGGUAAAGACACAUUCUGGGAGGGAGGGGUCCGUGGAGUGGGAUUUGUGCAUAGCAACCUGAUCAAAAACAGAGGCCGUGUCAGUUAUGACUUGAUUGACGUCACAGAUUGGUUACCAACCUUCUAUCAUCUGGCUGGAGGUGACGUCAACAAGAUAAAAGACAAGAUUGAUGGCGUAAAUGUGUGGGAUACAAUAGCGAAUGGAAAGAAAUCUCCAAGAAAGGAGGUCCUCCACAACAUUGAUCCCAUCCGUAAAUUUGCAGCCAUUCGAGUAGGUGACUACAAGCUGAUUAUUAAUCAGGACGCUGUAUUCAACACAACCUGGCAUCCGCGUUACGAAGUCGAGGGAGGACUGGACUCUCUUUCCCAGCCCUCUACGUUGCCCGGUGCUGUUAUUAAGUGUGGUAAGCGGCCCAGGGGCAAAAAGGAUGCUUGUGACACCAAUGAAUUUCCCUGUUUGUUCAACGUUAGAAAAGAUCCCUGCGAGUAUAGAAAUCUUGCGCACAUUCACCUUCCAAAAGUUAGGAGGCUCCUUCGUAGACUCAUUCAUUACCAGAAAAAUGCCCUUCCCGUGUGGUUCCCUGAGAGGGACCCUACCGCCAGCCCUGCAGAUCACGGAGGUUACUGGGGCCCAUGGAAAUCCUCAAAAGGUAACAAGGUUAUCUUACAAAGGGUUCUCGACUCCAUCCCGUCUGCGGUGAAUGCGAAGAAGCACUCAUCUCAAAUAAACAGCACUGUCACUACGACGAGGAUUGGAAAGGUGUUCAGCACACACGAAGAACACGACAAAGGAGUCUAUCAGAUGUUGAAGUCAAUUUUAAAAAUUACAAAUGCAGGAAAGAAGGUUCAGAUUCCUCGUAACGGCCAUUUGAUGAAGGAGUCGUUAGCUUUGUUGUAUGCCAAGAUGAAACAGAAAACGCAAGAGGACGACUUGAUGCACAAAUUGCAAAUGAUAAAGAAAGCAUUAAUAGCCGAGGAUGGUGUUGUUAAGUCAAACAAAGGAGGGAAGGAGACUUUAGCCACUAAAUUAAGCCAUAUUGACACGUCUUCAGUUAUUAGGAAGUUAGAAAAAAUCGUGAAUAAACCUCGCAAGGUGGAGAAACAAGGAACACGAAGAACAGAAAUAGGAAACAUUGCAAUUAGAGAUGACGAAAUUUUAAAAAGUAAACCUGAGAACUCCUCAGCUGACGAUAGUGAUUCGAUAGACGACGAUCAAUAUCCAGAAGGGAUGUCCUCUUUGAGGGUAACAUCAAACGCUGAACAAAAUAAUGGCGAUGACGAUGAUUUAAUGAAUAUCAGUGCAGACAUUGACACUACUGACCCAGCAGAUAGUGUAAGUGAUUCGCUGGAGGACUCUUCAAACGAAUACCCUGCCAGUGAAGGUCAAACAUCCGCAACAGGAUCUGAAAUGGAAUUUUUGGAAAGCAAUCGCACCGCUGAUGAAUAG